AUGGACGUGAAUACUUUCCUAAUUUUCUUUUGGUAUUAUCGGUGUCGGCAGCGAAAUAGAAGAUUCUGGGUUCAUCCUAUUCUGACACAACGCUUGAAUUUGGGUAUUUUUCGGAAUCUUAUGAGCGAUUUGAGAAGAGAUGAGUCACGCGCGGCUGGUGCGGGUCGGGGGCUGCCACCACUCCACUAUCCCGCAAAAAAUAGUGUCCAGCAAAAACCGCACGCAGGAAGCCAUGUGAACACUGCUAUUGAAAUGUAUGUGUGA
This is a messenger RNA of Pieris macdunnoughi, 264 nucleotides long. The record is from the annotation of a GenBank genome assembly. Lineage: Eukaryota; Metazoa; Arthropoda; Insecta; Lepidoptera; Pieridae.